Magnolia sinica is the source of this 5412-nucleotide messenger RNA. RefSeq names its product endoribonuclease Dicer homolog 4-like. The coding region runs from base 137 to 5134 and encodes 1665 amino acids. Gene Ontology annotation, molecular function: protein binding; ATP binding; ribonuclease III activity. Gene Ontology annotation, cellular component: nucleus; cytoplasm. The record is from RefSeq and is a predicted model, not a curated record. The transcript has 26 exons. NCBI's taxonomy places the organism in Eukaryota, Viridiplantae, Streptophyta, Magnoliopsida, Magnoliales, Magnoliaceae. Gene Ontology annotation, biological process: siRNA processing.
CUUUUAUUUCCCUCCUCAGCAUUCGUCUUUGAGGCCGGCUUCCCACUCAAACUACGAAAAUUACCAAAAUUACCCUUCGCUCCUCUCUCCUACCUACAGACCAAAGGCCUGCUUGCAAAUCCAAACGUGUUCUCUCAUGGCCGACUCCGAUUCUUCCGAAACCCUAGAACAACCAAGCUCAUCCGCCCAUGACCCAGUAAAAGAUCCCAGACUUAUUGCUAGAAAUUAUCAGUUGAUGUUGUGUAAGAAAGCUGUAGAGGAGAAUAUAAUCGUUUAUUUGGGGACUGGGUGUGGAAAGACACAUAUCGCGGUGCUGCUUAUUUACGAGCUGCGCCACUUGAUUAUAAAACCGCAGAAGAAUGUAUGCGUUUUCUUGGCACCGACAGUACAUCUUGUUCGACAGCAAGCCAUGGUCAUAGAGGACUCCACUAAUUUCAAGGUUGGGAGCUACUUUGGCAAUAGUAAGCGUUUGAAGAACCAUCAUGAUUGGGAAAAAGAGAUUGAACAACAUGAGGUUCUUGUUAUGACCCCCCAAAUACUUCUCCGUAAUUUAGAGCAUUGUUUUAUCAGGAUGGAGAUAAUUGCGCUUUUGAUAUUUGAUGAAUGUCAUCAUGCACAAAUACAAAACAGGCAUCCUUAUGCACAAAUCAUGAAGGAGUUCUAUAAAACGAACAACACAAAGCGUCCACGCAUAUUUGGCAUGACUGCAUCUCCGGUGAUAGGGAAAGGUGGAUCAAAUCAAGCUAAUUAUUCCAAAAGCAUCAACAGUCUGGAAAAUUUACUUGAUGCAAAGGUUUGUUCUGUUGAAGACAAAGAAGAACUGGAAAGUCUUGUGGCCUCUCCACAUGUGAAGUUUUAUUGCUAUGGUUCCACUGCUUCAAGCUGUAUUCUAAAAUGUAUCAAAAAACUUGAGGAUACAAAAUUCCAGUGUAUGGCCAUGUUCAGAAAGAACAUUGAUGAUCACAAAGAUCUUCAGAAGAAGAAAAAGCUGCUUUGGAGGCUCCAUGAAAAUCUAAUUUUUUGUUUGGUAAAUCUUGGUCUUUGGGGAGGGACACAAGCUGUUCGUAUCCUUAAAAAAGAUGAUCAGUUUGGGCUAAGAGAAAUGAUGGAGACGGAAGGCAUUAGCAAUGAUAACUUAACAGAUCUAUAUUUAACUCAAGCUGCCAAGGUUUUGGAUUCUGAUUUCAUGAAUGGGCUUGAAUUUGGGGGAGAAAUCUCGACUCGAAGUGGAGAUGGGCCGGAACUCGAAGAUGGUAUUGGAUGCAAUUCUUUCCAUUUUGAGGCUUUAGAAGAACCAUUUUUCUCUGAAAAGUUAUUGGUUCUUAUCAGGAUUCUCUCCACUUAUAGGUCUAGAGCAGGCAUGAAAUGUAUAGUUUUUGUGAAGAGAAUCAUUGUUGCAAGAUCAUUGGCCUUCAUCCUUGGAAGAUUACCCUCACUGACUUUCUGGAAGUGUCAGUUCCUUGUGGGAAUGCACUCUGGACAAAAAAAUAUGUCGCGGAAAAUGAUGAAUGGCAUUGUUGAAGAUUUUCGGUCUGGAAAGGUCAAUCUACUGGUUGCAACCAACGUGGCCGAAGAAGGACUUGAUAUACAGACCUGCUGCCUUGUAAUUCGGUUUGAUCUACCAGAAUCUGUCACCAGCUAUAUACAGUCUAGAGGCCGUGCACGCAUGCAACAGUCAGAAUAUGUGUUUUUGGUGGACAGAGGAAAGGAGCUUGAGAUGAACAAAAUCAAUGAUUUUAUUUCUGAAGAAGAUCUUAUGAACAAGGAAAUUGUAUGUAGGUCAUCAAGUGAAACUUUUGAUGGUUUGGAGGAGAGGAGGUACAAAGUUGAGACCACCGGUGCCUCGAUUAGUACUGGAUCUAGCGUUUCAUUACUCUAUCAUUACUGUUCGAAACUCCCACGAGAUGAAUAUUUCACCCCUAGGCCAGAGUUCUAUUACAUUGAUGAUUUAAAUGGGACUCUCUGCCGCAUAGUUCUCCCUCCCAAUGCGCCACUUCGUCAAGUUGACAGCUUACCCUGCCUUUCAAAAGAUGAAGCUCAGAGAACUGCAUGUCUGAAGGCAUGCAUAGAAUUGCAUGCACUGGGUGCUCUGACAGACUUUCUUUUGCCUGGCCAAGAUGAUGAAAACAAUGAAGGACAAGUGUUACAGCCUUCAGAGUCUGAUGACAGUGAAGAUGAAAUUUUGCGAGAGGAACUUCAUGAAAUGCUAGUCCCUGCUGCACUUCGAGUUCCCUGGUCUAUUACUGAGAAUCCUGUCUGUCUUCAUUUUUAUUUUAUUCAAUUUAUUCCUAUCCCAGAUGAUAGGCAAUACCAAAAUUUUGGGCUUUUUAUCAAGACUCCUCUACCUAAAGAAGCUGAAACCAUGGAUAUUGAUCUUCAUCUAAAACAUGGUAGAAUUGUUAACACCACGCUUCUCCCUUCAGGAUUGAUUGAAUUUGAUAACAACGAGAUUAUCCAAGCACAGAAUUUUCAAGAAAUGUUUCUUAAGAUCAUCCUCGACAGAGAAGAGUUUCUUUCUGACUUUGUUCCUCUGGGUAAAAAUGCUUCACCGGAGCUAAGCUUAUCAACCUUUUACCUAUUGCUUCCUGUCAGGAAGCAUGAACAUGACGAUAAAAUGACUCUUGACUGGGAGAUUGUUAAGGGCUGUUUAUCUUCACCAGUUUUCAGAUAUCCAACUGAUGUUACUGACCGAAGUGCUUUUCCUGUGAGAAACUCAUUGGAAUUUAUUAGUGGCCCUGUCAGUGUGGCCGACAUCCCAAACAGUUUAGUGCUCACUCCACACAAUGAAUUAAUGUUCUUUGUGGUUGAUAUUCUUCAUGGAGUGAAUGCAAACAGUCAAUUUAAGGAUGCAACCUAUCUGGAGCACUACAUGAAAAGGUUCAACAUUCAUCUUUCAUAUCCAGAACAACCACUUUUGAAGGCAAAGCAAUUAUUUUCUUUGAGUAACUUGCUGCAUAAUGGAUUGCAAGCGAAUACAGAGGUCCGUGAAAAGCAGGAACACUUUGUGGAGUUACCUCCAGAACUUUGUUCAUUAAAGAUAAUAGGUUUUUCAAAAGAUAUAGGGAGUUCCCUAUCGUUGUUACCUUCUAUAAUGCAUCGGCUGGAAAAUUUACUUGUGGCAAUUGAAUUGAAGAACAUGUUAUCAACUUCCUUCCCAGAGGGAUCUAAAAUUACUGCCAACCAUGUACUGGAGGCACUCACUACUGAGAAGUGCUUGGAACGCUUUUCUCUUGAAAGGCUUGAAGUACUUGGUGAUGCUUUCCUUAAGUAUGCCGUUAGCAGGCACCUUUUUCUUUUGCAUGAAGGCCUGGAUGAAGGGCAACUGACCAGGAAGCGUUCUAGUAUUGUUAAUAAUUCACAUUUAUAUGAGCUGGCGAAAAAGAAUAAUUUACAGGUAUAUAUACGUGAUGAAUGGUUCUAUCCAUCUAAUUUCUAUGCACUCGGCCGUCCUUGUAAAGUAAUUUGCAAUCAGGACACAGAAAAAGAUAUUCAUGCCCAAAUAGGUAGCGGAAAGAUAGCAAAUGGUGCAGGUGCCAGUGUUGUCAAAUGCAAUAAACGCCACCAUUGGUUACACAGGAAAACUAUUGCAGAUGUUGUCGAGGCCCUUGUUGGUGCAUUCAUAGUUGACAGUGGGUUCAAAGCUGCAACUGCAUUUCUUAGAUGGAUGGGAAUACAAGUGGACUUUGAAGAAUCAGAUGUUUCUAAAGCUUGCAUCGCCAGCAAGAGCAAUUUAUCACUCACUGGUAAUAUAGAUAUUGCUUCCCUUGAAAGGUUGAUAGGAUACAAGUUUCUGCAUAGUGGUUUACUUCUACAGGCAUUUAUACACCCUUCCUAUAACAAGCAUUCAGGAGGUUGCUAUCAGAGAUUGGAGUUUCUUGGAGAUGCAGUGGUGGAUUAUUUGAUGACAUCAUAUCUAUAUUCAGUUUAUCCUGAUCUGAAGCCAGGCCAAUUGACUGAUUUGAGGUCAAUGGCUGUAAAUAAUAAUUCCUUCGCUCAUAUAGCAGUGUGUCAAUCCUUCCAUUCAUAUCUUAUUAGCGAUUCUAGUAGCCUCUCUGAGGCAAUAAAAAAAUUUGUGAAUUUCAUCAAAUUACCUGCCUCAGAAAAGAACCUGCACUUGGAGCCAAAAUGUCCCAAGGUUCUUGGUGACUUGGUUGAAUCUUGUGCCGGUGCUGUACUUUUAGAUACGGGAUUCGACUUGAAGCUUGUGUGGAGAAUAAUGUUCAACUUCUUGGAUCCAGCUCCUCACUUGCAGCUUAGUCCUAUUAGGGAGCUCCAAGAACUUUGUCAAUCGUUCAAUUUCGAGUUGACAUUUCCAUGGUUGAAGAAAGAUAGAGGAACCUUCUCCGUCGAAGCAGUUGUGAAUGUAAAUGGUGUGCGUUCAACUGGCCACGCUAUCAACCUCAGCAGAAAAGUUGCUAAAAGAAUGGCUGCAGAAGAAGUGCUAUCAAAGUUGAAGGCACGAGGUUUCAAACCUAAAAGCAAACCAUUGGAAGAUAUUUUGAAGUUGAGUCGCAAGAAGGAACCACAACUUAUAGGUUAUGAUGAAGCACCUUUAAAAAUGGAUGCUGUUGACACCAUUCGACUGGAAGAGUUGCAGAUUCAGGAUGCAGAAGAGGCUCUUCCUUCAACUGACAGCAACCGCAGCAAAGCACCUGGCAAAGAGCCAGCCAUUGCAAUGAAAUCAGCAGAAAGGCAUCUGGGUGAGACCCAGGAUGCAAAAGUGGCUUCUUCUUCAACUGAGCGCAACAGUGUCACACGCGGCAAAGCCGUUGGCCCUACCAUUGCAAUGAAAUCAGCAGAAAGGCAUGCGGGUGAGACUAGUGAAGCUCAUAACUUCGACACUGAGAAAGAGACCGCAGAAUCUACACACAAGAGAUCAGCAAGGUCAUGCUUGUAUGAGAUCUGUGCUGCCAAUUACUGGAGUCCUCCUUCAUUUGAGUGUUGUCAGGACGAAGGACCGAGCCACAUGAAAAUGUUUGUUUACAAAGUUACAGUUGAAGUAGAAGAUGCCACAACCACAAUUUUAGAGUGCUUUGGCGAACCAAGGUCGAAGAAGAAAUCAGCGGCAGAGCAUGCUGCAGAAGGGGCAUUGUGGUUUCUCCAGCAUCAAGGGUACUACUCGAAAUCAGAGUAAGCAGUUGUUUUGUCCAUGCACACAUUCUCUUUUUGAAAACCAGAAAACAAGCUUCUUUUUGCAUUGGCAUCAAUCUUGUAUUUUGGGUAUUGCAAUGAAUUUAUCAGUGCAAAAGGUGUAGCUUCAUUUUGCCAGCAAGCAAAAGGGUCUUUAACAAUAACAAUUUUUGUAUCUAUUGUGAAUAUGGAAAGUAACAGAUGCCCACAUGUUCUCAUAUGGGGUAAAAGCUGUAUUAAUUCAGGUUCUUGCUAAUUUCUAACCAAGAAGAUUGGAUUGGA